Molecule: messenger RNA, 3557 nt
Organism: Rhipicephalus microplus (southern cattle tick)
Lineage: Eukaryota; Metazoa; Arthropoda; Arachnida; Ixodida; Ixodidae
Product: lipase lipl-1-like
Biological process (GO): lipid metabolic process
Molecular function (GO): hydrolase activity, acting on ester bonds
Source: RefSeq, a predicted model, not a curated record
UUUCUUGUGCGGUGGCACGUACGUCAUUGAGACGCCGGUUAACCCACACUCCUUGAAGCCACUGCCGUGGAACUCUGGGAUCCUCCUCACCCGUGCACCAGCGUCGGGAAGGCGAGAAAGUGACGCUUUAGUAGCUGUUUUUAUCUUUCAAUCUUUGGCACCGUUCUCGUUGAGUCGCCGACGCCCUCGCCGUGUUUUUUAUUCCUCGGCACGCUGACAGCCGUAUCGAACAUAUAACCCGGCGGAGUUGUAUCACCAGCGACUUGCGGUGGUGCACAGUGCGGACGAAAGAUGGUGUCACCUAGCGCAGCCAUAUCUCGGCUCAUCCCGAGCCUCCUGCUCGGGUCUGUGAGGACAGCUUUGGACUUCCCUUCGGAGAUCGCAAAUUUUUACACCGGAGGGGACCCGGACCAGUGCAGCGGAAUUGAACAACUGAUUCGAAGCAAGGGUUACCCUUUCGAGCGCCACAGUGUGACUACCAGCGAUGGUUACAUCAUCGAGAUGCACCGGAUACCCCACGGAAGAGAACCCUGCAAGGAACCGUGCCACAGACAGCCGAUCCUCCUCAUGAGUGGUCUACUCGUCGACUCGUCGAAUUACGUGCUGGACUUCCCGAAGCAGUCACUCGGUUACGUUCUGGCCGACAACAAAUAUGACGUAUGGAUGGGAAACGUGCGUGGCAACACUUACGGCAAGCGCCACAAGAAACUCAACCCACGUUCGCGUAGAUUCUGGAACUUUUCGUUUCACGAACACUCGAAAUACGACCUGCCAGCCCAGAUCGACUACGUUUUGAAGAACACCAGUCGGAACGACCUCCUCUACCUGGCCCUCUCGCAGGGCACGCUGAUGUUCUUCACCAUGAUGUCUGAGAAGCCAAAGUACAAUGACAAGGUAAAAGCCUUCGCAGGCCUGGCACCAUUCAACAAGCUGUCGCACAUGGAUGUAGAUGCUCUCGCCAUGUUGGUGCCUCUCGCAGACCACAUUAAGCGCAUGGCGAUCACCCUCAACCACUACGAAGUCCUGCCCCAAGGGUCCCCACUGCUUCCGCUGGCCCGAACGUUCUGCGCCCUGCCCACGAGAUCGGUUUGUUCCUUCCUGGGCGACGGUUUGACUAACCUUGGCAGCAAGUACAUGAACGAGUCUCGAAUUCCGGUGUACCUCUGUUACCUGCCCGCCGGAACUUCCCUGAAAAAUAUCGUUCACUUUUCGCAGCUCGUCAAGUCUAAGAGGGCUACCAAAUUCGACUACGGCCCGGAAGAUAAUAAAAUAUAUUACGGCCAGGAGGAGCCUCCGGAGUACAAGUUAAGCAACGUGAAGACCGAUGUCGGAAUCUUCUGGAGUCGUGGUGAUCAGUUCGUGCCACCGGCGAACGUGCGAGAGCUUAUCAAGGACCUCGGUCCAUUGGUCAAGAAGAACCACUUCAUCGACGACCCAUACUACACGCACAUACAUUUCGCCAUAGCUCUUAACAACCCCCGACUGUUGUACAAGGACUUGCUCGAGUUCCUAGAUCAAUACGCGACGUCUUCUUAAGUAUGCUUUGUAGUGUGUGUAAGUGUGCUGAAGUACAAUAUGAAAGGCGUGCCACGUGGCCUCGAAAUGAAGCCACGUGGACGCGCUUGAAUUUUGUUUAUUUUGGAGGAGGCUACACGGCAAGUUAGUUUCUUCGGGGAGGAGGGGAGAGGGAGGAAGCGAGGCUGCGUAUAUAAACGAUCUUUGAUGAAUUUUCUUUUUCCACAAGUGAUUUCGGUUUUACGAUAUAGUGAACACAAAAUUAGUAAACCACUUACGCAUAGUGAUCUGUUGUCGAGAGAACAACAGGGGGGAGGCUGGUGAAAAUUUGGGGAGAGAAAAGCGGCUGGGCCCGCCUCCUCCCCUCCUGCUUACUUUCAGCACCAUCUCUGCACGAAGCUCUAACGGCUGUCCCAACAAAUCUGACAUUUACGAUCAAUUGUCUGUUGCUUGAGUAGUUUCGUAGGUGUAAACGCAUCAAUUGUGGACGUUUCAAAAUAAUAGCAUGCAGAACGACAAAGCUUUCUUACUGCUUACACUUGAAACGGAAAGUAGUGCGACAAAAUGAAAAAAAAAAGUGGUGGAGGCAUACGUCACGUAGUUUCAUAUGACGUAGUCUUAAGAUGUUGUUUCACAAAAUAGGCAUAAAUAAUUGCAGGAAUAGCGUAAGGUAUGUGGACCUAUAUACUAGCAAAACAGCGAAUUGUGAAGUCCAACAUACUACGAACCACCAUACUAUGAAGUUAGGAAUGUGGAAACUAUGUUUUAUUCGGAGUAGCUGGUCGGUCGACGAGCUACUACGAUGGAUUGCCAAGAAAAAAAAAAAACAACACACUGUGAAGUUUCAGUAGUGAGCAACAAAGAUUUGUGAAGACACUACUUGCCUAAAGUAAAGUUAUAGGUUGGAUUAGUCGAUUUCUGUUAAAGUUCAUGUUAAACUUUAUGAUGCGCAUAUAAGACGUUUCCCCUCUGGUAACAUCGAGUAUUAUUAGCAUUCGGCCCUUGUGAUCGGUCGCAUUUUAUUUAUUUUGCUCUAGCGAACAUAAACCUAGCUCAGUGGCCACUGCUGUGUUGACGGAAAGAAUAAGUUUCUCACAGUUGUCCAGAAAAUUAGGUUGACACUUGUUUGCACUAUACGUUGUUCCUAAAUGCCAUUAUUACUGGGACGUUUUGUAUAUUGAGAACGUAUUUGUCUCGAAAUGUACGAAGCUUAUGUAUAUAUUGUACUUUGCAAUACUAAUUAGGUUUGUAUAAAAAAGAGUGUAUAUUUUUCUUCCCCUUAGUUAGCAGAAGCGUCCCGACAGAGAAAUUACCUGAGUAGUUUCUCGUGUCAGUUUUUGUGUGCAUAUUUGUAGAAAAAAAGAGACAAACAUGAUGAAACGGUGAACACCUCGGUUUGUGUGAAGCCUCUGUUAUUUACCUUCAUAGCACGAGCCCUGCCUCUGGAAGUCUAUAAAAUGCAUUAUGUAACAAAAUUCAAUAAAAAUGCUUUCGCACAUUUCUCACAAUUAGCACGCAAUUACAAAAGAACAAUGCUCCGCAUAAGAGAGAACUUUAUACUGCUAGAAAGGAGCAAGAUAAGUGACCGAAAUACUUGAAAAAUUAAAAAAAAACAUUGUAUAUAAAAGAACCUCGCAUAGGAACCAGUUUGCAGGGUAUGCGAGUCUCUUACAGAUUUUACGUGAAGCCAUAACAGUACUUGUUGAACUACAUGCUUUAAACAUCUUACAAUGAAAACUCACGUCUGAAGCGCUGUGUUUGUAUAUAUGUAUGUGGUGUUUUCGACAGCGAGAGUGGUCAUUUAUGCCUUCAUAUUAUUCUUGAACAUGGUGAAUAAAUGCAACAAUGGUACAAGAGAUGUUCUAUAGUUUCGUAAUCCUAGCUACCGCAUUACACUUCAUCACGCACUGGAGUGGAGCGAGCGCUCUACCGAAGAGCCAUCUAGGCGGCACUCCGAGUACUAGCGUGGCUACAACGACAGACAAGGGACAAACUCCGACCAUAUGCUGCUUUGCUUCCAAUAAAACACUUCUUUCCCAGCC